CGCCAGUGGAUGCUUCUCGAGUCUUUUCCUGGCGUGCAGCCAUCAUGAGCGCGAACAAUCAAGCACGCGUUGGCCUAACCUUCAUCUCCACCGGAACGGUCCAAAUCAAGCUGCCUAUGAAAGGUCAGCCCGUGCAAAAUUACUGGGACCAAUUUGUCGCCCUCCGCCGACUCCGCUGCAUCGCCACUCAACAAUGGACCGACCCUAUGCCUAUCGGCGUCUUCCUAAUAUCCCAUCCUAACGGUCCGGUCCUAUUCGACACGGGAGAAUCGCCAUGUUGCAACGACCCCGGCUAUCUGCCGUACUACAGUCCCACCAAAAUGUUCAGCAGCGUCAACAUCCGCCCGGAGGACGGGAUCGUCAACCAGCUGAAAGAGCAGGGCGUGGAGCCAGACCAGCUUCAGGCAAUCGUCCUCAGCCACCUCCACGGCGAUCACGCAGGCGGGGUUAAGGAUCUGAGGAUGGCCGCGCCGGACGUCCCCGUCUUCGUGAGCGCUGAGCACUGGGCCGCUUUUGGCAACAGCCCGGUCCACGCGACAUUGUCGGGGUGCGUCCCGCAGCACUGGCCUGAAGCAUUCCAACCGACCCUCAUCGAUUUCUCGGGCAGUGCCGUUGGUCCCUGGGAGAAGUCAGGCAAAAUCACGGCUGAUGAGAGGAUCGUUGCGGUGCACACCCCUGGCCAUGUCCCGGGUCACAUCUCGCUGGUCGUGCGUGGCGAUAACGAUGACGGCAGCACGACGACAUACUGCUUGCUUGGGGACGCGAGUUACGGAUUGGAUCUCCUAGAUAAGGAAGAGCCGGACGGUGUCAACGACGACCCCAUCUUAGCAUUGGAGAGUCUGAGGAAGAUCAAAUCGUUUGCUCAUCAAGCCGAUGUAGUUGUCUUGCCAAGCCAUGACCCGGAUACCCCUCGCCUGCUUAAAUACCGUGUCUUGUACAAACCGAAGGAGAUAUUAUGA
Diaporthe batatas is the source of this 959-nucleotide messenger RNA. RefSeq lists its product as uncharacterized. The coding region runs from base 45 to 959 and encodes 304 amino acids. Lineage: Eukaryota; Fungi; Ascomycota; Sordariomycetes; Diaporthales; Diaporthaceae. The record is from RefSeq and is a predicted model, not a curated record. The transcript has a single exon.